CCCCUGGGCUCCAGACAAAAGAAUACACAACAGUGACGUCUAACAGGAGUCUUUUGUACAUUCUCUCACACAAACACACUGACACACACACACACAUAUUUAAAGUGAUCCUGAAGGAGGGGGCUGUCUGUUUGAAGCUCGCAACAUGUGCAAACUGAUGUCUCGGACUAUGACGAACAGCAACUCCCCCACAUUUUAACUCUGACCUCAAGGAUUUUCAGUGUAACAGUGCGUGAGAGAGACAGGGGGGACUACAGAACGAAGCAGAGGGAGGUGGGCAACUGGACUUCUUGUUCGAGCCAGGCAGCGGGGGCUCUUCUGGUUGAGAGACAGUCUUGGUAAGCUUAAACAAAGCCACUAACGAGUCACUCCCUAGCAACGCUGUGUGGAGAACAAAUGCAUUCUUGCCGUCAAAACUCUUCUGAAGGCAAUGUGAAGUGACUGAAGAGAAAAGAAAGGGGGGGAAAAAAAUAUAGUGCCUAAACAGAGAAGCCAGAUGCACAUGCAGAAGUCAGACCAUUGCAUUAAGCAAAGCACUGAAGAAAAGGAAAGGGGAAGAUAAAGUACAAAGGGAAAAACGGAGAUGCCAGAGUCAAGCUGCAGCCUGCCGGAGCCAGUGGAAUGGACCAAGGUGCCAGUUGGAUUAAUCCCAGCGUAUCCGCAGUGCUGUCUGAGGAGGAGGGCUGAAACUCCUGAAUGAGGAUGAAUGGAGAUGUUCUUUAGCUAAAUCUCAAGAAAAACUCUGGCCAAAAUCACCUCUGAGCUGCGACAACACAAGCGAACAGCUGGAGGUGGAGGUGGUGGUGGCGGAGGAGAGGAGCCAGGGGGCCCAGAGCACUGCUGGUGCUACAGCCCCAGAGGAGAGGGACGGGAGCGGGCAGGACACUGAGGAGGAACAGGGUCCGGAGGAGGGACACGAGGGAGGGGGCGAGGUGGCGGGUGUUCGGCGUCGCAUGGCCGUGCAGAGGCUGGUGGUGGCGGCAGUGGCAGUAGCCCUGCUGUCCCUGGUCCUAAAUAAUGUUGCUGCCUUCACCCCCAGCUGGGUCCUGCAAGCCCUGGAGGAUGGACGCAAGCGGAGUGUAGGACUGUGGAGAAUGUGCCCCACUGGUGGGGAAAGGGGCCGUGAUGACAUGCAGGCCGGGAGAAGGGGGCAGGGGACUCAGAGGCAGUGUGAGGGCCUUGGAUGGGGCUCUGAGUAUGCAGGCUAUCAAGAGUCCCGCAGCACUGUCAAAUUGCAGUUUGACAUGAUGCGAGCGUGUAACCUGAUGGCGACGGUGGCCCUGACAGCCGGUCAGCUGAUCUUCCUCCUAGGCCUGAUGGAGUUGCCUUUCAUCACGCAGGAAUCACAGUGGUGGGAGGAAGCCAUCGCUGCACUCUUCCAGUUAGCCAGUUUUGUGCUUGUGAUCGGACUUGUGACCUUCUACAGGAUCGGACCCUAUACACACCUGUCCUACUCCUGCUACCUGGACAUAGCCGCCUGCCUGCUGGCCACGUUGGCUGCGGCCAUGCUUAUCUGGAACAUUUUACACCGCCGUGAUGACUGCCUCGCGCCUCGAGUUAUAAUCAUCAGUCGCUCCUUGGCGUCACCUUUCCAUCCGCGUCUAGACAAUGACUACGUGGAGUCGCCUUGUUGACCCACGUGACCUCACAACGCCAAGUAAAUAAGGAGUAACAGACUGCACUAACAAGACUAUUACUUCAACUUGUGACUCAAGAGAAGAUGGCAUCCCUGUGUCUCUACAGUGGCUGGACUAACAUGUGCCUAGAAUUGGAAAACUCCACAGUUCACAAGUAUUCCCACCAUAAAAGAAAAAAGAUAUAUAUGAGAAUUAUUUUGCUGCACAAAAGUCUCAGAUUUAAGAUUUAAAGUAUAAAGCAGGACUAACAUUCCUAACAUAUUCCAAUUGUGUAUGAUGUUUCAUUUAUUCAUGCUUGGCUGAGCUACAUGGAAGCUAAACCUAGAAUUUGGACUGGGACUGUCUCAUGAAGCAUCCUUCUUGUGAAAAGAUCAAGCUGGAACUUGACCUAUUUUGUUAUAUGUGCACUUAUUAAAUGGCCUCCUGUAUAAUUAUUAAUUGGAAAAUUAUGAAAUAUGUUGAAAAUACCAGAAUACCUCAUAUUUGUUUUUGUCCUUUUAAAGCUUAUAACGAUUCAAAUACAUAUUGAUUUCAAUGAUAUAUGUUGCAAGUAAGUAGGUAAACUAACAAGGUAAAAGCAGAAGAGUGAGUGAACCAAAGCUAAACUUUUCAUUGGUCUUAUCCAAAUCAGUGGCAAUAUUUAUUUUUAAAAGUUACUGGGAGGUCAUAUUUUGAUCAAACAAACUCGAAGAAUUCAGGGAAUACUCUCACUCUGAGACAGACACAUAUUUUUCCUCUUCAAAAAGAGAAAAUAAAAAAUGAAUUGCUACUUAACGUAUGUGACUUGAUUUAAAGUUUUUAAGCAGGAUUUGUUAAACUGAAGGCAACAAAUGUUCUGGUGAUGUACUGCAUUUUGAUAUGACACACACUACUCAUGUUCAUUUUUCAUGAUGCUUUACAUGAAACUGCUCGCUUGUGGUACAUACUGUAUACGUAAAAUAAUAUAAUAUAGUUGUGUAAAGAAUAGUACUAUCUUUAGUAGUAGUAGUAUUGUGACCAUAUCAUACUUCUGCAAAGAACUCCAGGCUAUCUGUGGGUCUUCCACAUUGCCAAACAUAGGGGCACAUUAAAGUAAUAAUAUAUCAUAUAAAUUCAAUAAAUCUAUUGGUAAAUAUCCAAA
Molecule: messenger RNA, 2757 nt
Organism: Scophthalmus maximus (turbot)
Lineage: Eukaryota; Metazoa; Chordata; Actinopteri; Pleuronectiformes; Scophthalmidae
Gene: tmem204
Product: transmembrane protein 204
Exons: 3
Coding region: 954-1634 (226 amino acids)
Source: RefSeq, a predicted model, not a curated record